Molecule: messenger RNA, 1752 nt
Organism: Colletotrichum abscissum
Lineage: Eukaryota; Fungi; Ascomycota; Sordariomycetes; Glomerellales; Glomerellaceae
Product: MYB DNA-binding domain-containing protein
Exons: 1
Coding region: 1-1752 (583 amino acids)
Source: RefSeq, a predicted model, not a curated record
AUGGCCUACAUCGAGCCACGCCUCAUCCACCUGCUGAACGAUUCCACCACGCCACAGCUCGCUCACGCUGAUCUGCCGCCCCUCCGUCUAGCCUUCUCUCGUCCCUCCGAGAGGCCCUUCCCACUCGAGCCUGAGACCACCCAUCGCGAGGAAAACACCAAAGGGCCCUCGCUCGCCACCACUCACGGAGCCCCACCACAGAAUCCCGGCACCCUCGACGACAGCUUCUCCGCACGAGAUUCACGAAAGGAUGACGAACCACCAAUCGAUCGGGGAGCAGUCAACAGCACCGCGCACUUACAAUUGAGACUGCUCUUGGGCGACGACCGAGAUAACGUAGACUCCUCCUUUUCUCUGAGCAAGAUCCUCGAUGAGGUGCCCGAAAACAAAGAUGAUUCCGCAAAUAAGAAGAGGCACCGUAACGUUGCCACCAAGGAUGACUUUGUGCAGCUACCACAGCCGGUCAAGAAACAAAAGCCAAUUCAACCCCAAGUCAUGCCGACUAUGCCGCCUAUCAUCAAUGGCUUACACGAACCUCCUCCCGAUGCUGCGCUGUUCCCGCCCAUUGCCUCCAACGACUUCAACGAGCCCGAAAGCAACCAGCUUAAGCCGCUUCGAGAUUUCGCGCCUGUGCCCGAGGAGAAGGAUAUGGAAAUGGAGGUUGAGAAGCCCGCUGAGGCUGACUCGACAACAUCCAAGAACUCCAAAUCUAGUGGUGGCAAAACAAGGAAGAAGGCGAUGAAGCCGAGGCGCAAGUGGUCCGAAGCUGAGACAAACCACCUACUGCUGGGUGUCAAUCGGCACGGCGUUGGAAAGUGGACCGAUAUCCUUGCAGACCCCGACUUCAACUUCAAUGACCGAACUGCGGGCGACUUGAAGGACCGGUUUCGCACCUGCUGCCCGAACGAGUUGCGCAGGACCAACAGCGAACCGAAGAUUACAACUGCUGCUGCCGCGCCGCCAACGACUCCAACCGAACCAAAGGCCAAAGCUAAAACGGGUCUGCUGUCGGAAAAUAUACUCAUAGCCCAAGAUGAGGCUGCAGCCAGCGAAUCGUCCCAAAUGACACAGGCUGAUUUGGACGCCUUUCCUAAGAUGAAGAGGAGUAGGGCGCACCGCAAGAAGCUGGAGGAUUUAGCGGAGCUAGGAAUACACGGUCCAUUCAAGAAGUCUCACAGAAGAGAAAGACGACCUUUUACCGACCAAGACGACAAGCAAAUACUCGAAGGGCUGGACAAAUAUGGACCAGCCUGGACCAAGAUCCAGAGAGACCCACGCUUUAGUCUGUCUGGAAGACAACCGACCGACCUAAGAGACAGGGUUCGGAACAAGUACCCCAGCGUUUAUGCCAAGAUUGAGAAGGGACUUUUCCAGCCCCAGGACGGGCGAGGCGGCGAUACCCUCGAACCAACGGUUAGCAUGAGCAUCUCGAAUACUCUGCAGCCCAACAGGCCACCUCCCAUGGAGGCAGCAUUGAAUAGAACCAACUCAAAGGAAGACCUCCCUAGGUGGCCUUUGUCUGUCGUUGACAAUGGAGAACUGCCUGCCAGUCAGCAGGCCUUCGACUUUGGCGAAACGACUACGGCGACAUUCAUGGGAAGUGCGGGAGAGAUGGACAUCUCUCGCCUACUGCUGGACGACUCACAAGUCGCCAGCUCGACCGCGAUAUACGCACCCGAUCAGACGUCUGAAUCGACGUCACCACAACGUUCCGCUGGGUGUUGGAAUCUCAAUAGCCCUUCGGCAGCUUGA